This is a messenger RNA of Hyla sarda, 930 nucleotides long. Its product is annotated as taste receptor type 2 member 40-like. Gene Ontology annotation, biological process: detection of chemical stimulus involved in sensory perception of bitter taste; G protein-coupled receptor signaling pathway; sensory perception of taste. The transcript has a single exon. The coding region runs from base 1 to 930 and encodes 309 amino acids. Gene Ontology annotation, cellular component: membrane. Gene Ontology annotation, molecular function: bitter taste receptor activity; G protein-coupled receptor activity. The record is from RefSeq and is a predicted model, not a curated record. Lineage: Eukaryota; Metazoa; Chordata; Amphibia; Anura; Hylidae.
AUGGUGCUGGACAUUUCUAUCCAAUAUUUCCUCCUGGCCGUGCUCUAUACGGAAUGCAUGGUGGGACUCACAGUAAAUAUGAUUAUGUUGGCGGCUAACCUCGUGAAGUGGAAAAGCCUGAGAUCUCUCCAGACCUGCGAUAAGAUCCUGAGUUCCUUGGCGAUUUCCAGAGGAUUGUAUUUUUUAAGUAUAACUAUACGGAACUCCUUCUAUCAAUUUUUUCCAUGGCUACAACAAAGCAAUAUCAUGUUAUCAGCCUUGUAUGUUCAGGUGAUGUUCAUGUUCUACACCACUCAGUGGCUUGUCACCCUCCUCUGUGUCUUCUACUGUGUGAAGAUUGUGACCUACAACUAUAAACUCUUCAUCUUCCUGAAGACCCGGAUCUCCACCAUGGUCCCGUGGCUGAUUCUGUCCUCUCUGCUGAUCUCACUGAUCUCCAGCCUUCCAUAUGGUUGGUACGGUUAUAAUGACUUAGAGCUACAUUUGUUAUCAAAUGAUUCUACAGGAAAUAUGACUGUUUACCAACUAGUUAUUGUGCCAAACUAUGAUCACCGGAUCCUGAUUUUUGCUCUAGGUAACAUUCCUCCAUUUGUUAUAUUUUGUGUCUCCGUCUCCUUGUUAAUCCAUUUCCUUCUCAUUCACACCAGACAGAUGAGGAGCAAUGAGUCACAUAUCCAGAGCCCAAACCUAAAAUCUCACUUUGGUGCUUUGAAAAGUAUGAGCUUAUUUUUGCUACUACAGAUAAUGUAUUUUAUUUUUAUGAAUCUCUUUACAUCUGGUAGAUUUUUUCAUUUCGCGUUUCUGAUCUUACUUCGUUGGAUAUUACUCAGUAGCCUUUCCUUGCUCCAUUCCCUCUACAUGAUCUCCUCCAGUACAGAAGUAAUUAAGAUGUUUACCUCAAUGUGUUUCUGUCAUAUCAGAAGUUCUUAA